Messenger RNA from Trichoderma citrinoviride, 1176 nucleotides. RefSeq lists its product as hypothetical. NCBI's taxonomy places the organism in Eukaryota, Fungi, Ascomycota, Sordariomycetes, Hypocreales, Hypocreaceae. The transcript is spliced from 5 exons. The record is from RefSeq and is a predicted model, not a curated record. The coding region runs from base 40 to 1176 and encodes 378 amino acids.
CUCAGAGAUAAAGAAGCUGCAGUCCCAGACGCAGGCGCCAUGGCGACUCCAGGAGACAAGGAGCGCGGUCUGCCGUCGCCCACUCAGCAGGCUUUCCCCCAGCAGCCAGCGCAGACGCAGCAACCACAGCAUCAGCAGAGGCCGAGCUCGCGCAGAUUUAGUUUUCUCUCCGACAAGUCUCGCAAGAAUUCUGUCACCGUCAAGGUCGACCUGCACGAAACGCACGCUGAAAAGGAUUCUAGACGCCUCCACAGCAAGGCUGAUCCAACGUUGGCCAUGAACGAAGCGGAGCCCUCUGUCGAAGCCGUCAUGACGGCGUCUUCACGCCCGCCCCUGCGUUCCAUUCAGCACAAGGAUGCGUAUGGGAAUGUAAUUGCCGACCCUGACCUGUCUAACCCUACCCGCAAUCGCUGGGAGCGGCCUCUCGACACUAUCCGAAGCUUUGAGGCGGCAAUUGAAGGCGACUUUGCGCGCAGGUCCAUGCAUCGCUCAGAAACGGACCCUUCAGCAAACUUCAGCCGCCGAAACAGCUACUAUAGAGCAAAUCAACCACGUUUCCCCCAGGACAGCUACUAUGGCAGCCGUGCCGCCUCCUUCCGAGGAGAAGGGCCGCCCCCGCCCAUGUCGGCGAGGAACAGCUACUACGACAACCAACACUACAGCAACAACGGCGGCUACUAUACUACGAGUGCAGGCCCCAGCGGCGGGCGACGUCCGUCGCGAGAGCAGACUUCCAGGAUGGCCAUGGCUUCUGAGCCCCAACUCCGAACGUACGGCCGCGAGCAGAACGUCUACCCCAUGCCUCACAAGGAUCGCUCUUAUGAGACAGUGACAUCCGCGGCCGCCAGUGGAAACUCGGAUCCCGCAGGUUACCAAACCGACCCGACUAGCAGUGACAACAGCUCGAUUCACCGGACCUCCCCAGCCAAGCAAGUCAACGACUAUGGCAUCGCCUUCAGCCAGUCGUCGCAGUCCUACAAGCCUCCCAUGUUGACGGUCAACCUCACGCCUCCCGCCAGCAAAAUGCCGGCGCCGCCAAACGCGAGUUACCAAAACCCUCAGUCAGCGAUCCCUAGAAAGGAUGCUACGUUGCUUAAGAGACAAGUUUCCACGACGCCGUCUGGAGGAGAGAAGCGAAAGAGCUGGUUUUCUCGCCGGUUUAGUAAAAAUGCCUAA